CACUGCUUGGAAAGAGACUCUUGUCUAUUUCAUAACCUUCUUUCCUUCCUUCUUCCUUCUUAUCCAUCUUCUUCUUCUUCUCCUCUUCUAAGAUAAGAAAUCAAACAUCAUUCACAAAGUGAAUUAGAAAAAACAACCAAAUGGGGAAUUGCCAGGCUGUUGAUGCAGCUGCACUAGUAAUACAACAUCCAAGUGGUAAGAUAGACAGGAUGUAUUGGCCUAUGACAGCUAGUGAAGUUAUGAAAAUGAACCCUGGUCACUAUGUUUCUCUCAUAAUCCCUCUUCCAAUCUCCUCCUCCGAUGACAAUUCCGAUGAUAAAACUGUUCGUUUCACACGCGUUAAGCUUCUCCGGCCAACGGAUACUUUAGUCCUUGGCAGAGCUUAUAGACUUGUCACAACACAAGAGGUGAUGAAGGUGUUGAGAGCUAAGAAACAUGCAAAGAUGAAGAAGAAUCAGCCAGAGUUACAAGAAAAUCAAAGGUCAAGCUGUGAACUUGAAGCUCGAAACUCUGAAUCAGAUAAGAACAAGGCUAUAAGACAUGAAGGAAACAGGCAAAGACCUGGAACAACAAACUUAGCUGCUGCUUCAAGGUCCAAAUCAUGGCGUCCGAGUUUACAGAGUAUCUCUGAGUCCAAUAGCUAAUGAAUGGUGCCAACUCGAUCACCGGACAACGGAGGACUUCUAAAAUCAUGGAAGAUAUGCACAAGGAACUCACAGAAGUUGGUGGUUCUAAUGUCUUGUUCAUCCAAUUGUCUAAGUUCAUGAGGGAUGUUGAGCAAUAAUGCUUUUGUAUAGAAGAGAAAUGGAACUACUACUAACUCUACCUUGAUAGAAAGAACAUCCUAUAAUGGAAAAUACAUAUUCUCCUGAA
This is a messenger RNA of Solanum stenotomum, 873 nucleotides long. RefSeq lists its product as uncharacterized. The coding region runs from base 141 to 644 and encodes 167 amino acids. NCBI's taxonomy places the organism in Eukaryota, Viridiplantae, Streptophyta, Magnoliopsida, Solanales, Solanaceae. The record is from RefSeq and is a predicted model, not a curated record. The transcript has 3 exons.